This is a messenger RNA of Mercurialis annua (annual mercury), 2242 nucleotides long. RefSeq names its product probable L-gulonolactone oxidase 6. The transcript has 4 exons. The record is from RefSeq and is a predicted model, not a curated record. Lineage: Eukaryota; Viridiplantae; Streptophyta; Magnoliopsida; Malpighiales; Euphorbiaceae. Gene Ontology annotation, cellular component: membrane. The coding region runs from base 33 to 1784 and encodes 583 amino acids. Gene Ontology annotation, molecular function: FAD binding; D-arabinono-1,4-lactone oxidase activity.
AGCCAGGAAAAAACACAUCAAACAACACAAAAAUGUACACAUUAUUUCUAAGAUUUCUCCGACCUAAUUGUCUGUUAUUUCUCUUAAUCUCAACGGUUAGUUCUAAUCCUCCCGAAGAUCCGAUCAAAUGCGUUACGAAAGAUACAGACUGCACCAUUACAAACUCUUACGGUACGUUUCCUGAUCGAAGCAUAUGCCAUGCCGCGAACGUGGCCUAUCCGACGACAGAAGACGAGCUUAUCGCAGUCGUAGCGAACGCAACAAUGGCGAAAAGGAAAAUCAAAGUCGCCACUCGAUUCUCGCAUAGCAGCCCUAAGUUAGUUUGUCCAGAUGGACGAGACGGGUUACUUAUAAGCACGAAAUACCUAAAUUAUAUAAUCGAUACCGACGUGAAAUCGAUGACGAUGACGGUGGAGAGCGGCGUAACCCUAAGGCAGAUUAUUAAUGAGGCUGCUAGAAGUGGUUUGGCAUUGCCGUAUGGACCAUACUGGUGGGGGUUAACCAUUGGCGGGCUGAUCAGUACUGGGGCUCAUGGGAGUACGUUAUGGGGGAAAGGGAGUUCGGUUCAUGAUUAUAUUGUGAGGUUAACUAUGGUUAGCCCUGGUCAGCCUGAAGAUGGCUAUGUUAAAAUUAGGAACCUUGAUGAAAAGAAUAACAAUGAACUCAAUGCUGCUAAGGUUUCUCUUGGUGUUCUUGGUGUUAUUUCAAAGGUUACAUUGAAGCUGCAACCAAUGUUCAAACGAUCAAUUACUUAUGCGACAAAGAGUGACAUGGACUUAGGAGAUGAAGCACUUAGCUUUGGGCGUCUAUACGAAUUUGGAGAUAUUACAUGGUACCCUGCCCAACACAGGGCCAUUUUUCGGGCCGAUAAUCGCGUAUCGUCGAACACAUCUGGCAACGGUUUAUACAGUUUUAUUCCGUUCCGAGCAACACCGUCGUUCGCAUUGGCACUCGUUAGAGUCGCAGAGGAAAGUGAAGAAUCUCUACGUAAUUCAGAAGCCAAGUGUGUUAGUGCAGAAUUGACGACAGCCACAUUCCUUAAAACAGCUUAUGGAUUAACAAACAAUGGUAUCAUCUUUACAGGAUACCCCGUAAUCGGAUAUCAAAAUCGCCUCCAAUCGUCGGGGACUUGCCUCGAUAGUAUCGAAGAUGCACUUAUAACAGCAUGUCCAUGGGAUCCAAGAAUCACGGGAGUAUAUUUUCAUCAAACUACAUUUACUAUUGGUUUAUCAAAAGUUAAAAGCUUUAUCCAAGAGGUUCAAGAGCUAGUUAAAUUGGAGCCUAAAGCGCUUUGCGUAAUCGAACAAUACAAUGGCAUACUAAUGCGGUAUGUUAAAGCAUCAAGUGCUUACUUAGGCAAGCAAGAAGACGCGAUAGAUUUUGAUUUAACAUAUUAUCGAAGCAAAGACCCAAUGACUCCGAGACUACACGAAGAUAUUCUCGAAGAAAUUGAACAAAUGGCGGUGUUUAAGUACGGAGGUUUGCCUCAUUGGGCAAAGAACCGGAACGCAGCGUUUGAUGGCGCUAUAAAGAAAUAUAAAAAUGCAGAUAAAUUUAUUAAGAUUAAGCAAAUGUAUGAUCCGAAUGGGUUGUUCUCUAGCGAGUGGACCGACCAAGUUCUUGGAUUAAAAGGAGGGUUGGCUAUAGUUAAGGAAGGAUGUGCAUUGGAAGGACUGUGUAUUUGCUCGGAGGACAUUCAUUGUGCCCCUAAGAAGGGCUAUUUAUGCAGACCUGGUAAAGUUUAUAAGAAUGCAAGGGUUUGUAGCCGUGUAACUAGGGCUUAAUACAUAGUUUGACCCCUGAACUUGUACACUUUUACCCAUCUAACCUCUAAACUUAACGUCUCACCUAUCGAACAUCUGAACUUGUUAAAUAAUCCGAUUUAACCCCUAAACUUGAUAAAUACGUAAAUAUUGAACCCCUCCAUUCCACCUGUCACUUGAAACAUUCUAGAAGAAAUUGUGUACGGAGGGGUUCAAUGUUUACGUUUUUAUCAAGUUCAGGGGUCAAAUCAGAUUAUUUAACAAGUUCAGAGGUUCGAUAGGUGAGACGUUAAGUUUAGAGGUUAGAUGGGUAAAAGGGUACAAGUUCAGGGGUCAAACUAUGUAUUCAACCGUGUAACUAGCUAGUAAGAGAAACUAAAGUUAUAGUUUGAUACAUAGGAAUAUUGUAUAUAUAAAGGCAUAAUGACAUAAUUAAAAUUUACUAUCGAUUCUAUAAAUAAAAGAUUAAUUUGAAAGAA